Sinocyclocheilus rhinocerous is the source of this 1173-nucleotide messenger RNA. RefSeq names its product CLN6 transmembrane ER protein b (gene cln6b). The transcript is spliced from 6 exons. Gene Ontology annotation, cellular component: membrane; endoplasmic reticulum. NCBI's taxonomy places the organism in Eukaryota, Metazoa, Chordata, Actinopteri, Cypriniformes, Cyprinidae. The record is from RefSeq and is a predicted model, not a curated record. Gene Ontology annotation, biological process: lysosome organization. Bases 1 to 903 code for a protein of 300 amino acids.
AUGCACGCUGCCUACCUGACCAGGUCUGAAGCUUUUCAUAUUGCUGAUUUUUAUACCACAUGUCCGAGGAAAGCUCAGUUCCACACGGACCUCUGGUGCUAUUUCACCGUCCAGAACUGCCUGCUGGACUUUGGCAGGCCUUUAGUCAAGAUCUUUUGUCCUUUGGAAUGGCUUCCUUUGAGCAAACCCAGUGCUGGCGACUAUUUCCACAUGCUGUACAACAUCACCACACCCUUCCUGCUGCUCAAGCUCAUAGAGCGAAGCCCGAAGACGUUACCUCGCUCCGCCGUCUACCUGUGCAUCAUCACGUUUGUGAUGGGUGCCAGCAUUCACCUGGUUGGAGAGUCCAUCAACCACCGGCUUCUGCUCAGCGGAUACCAGCUGCACAUGAGCGUCAGAGAAAACCCCAUCAUGAAGAACCUCAGACCAGAAACUCUGAUCGACUCGUUUGAGUUGCUGCAGUAUUAUGAUGAAAGUCUGGCUCACUGUAUGUGGUAUGCUCCUCUGUUCCUCAUCCUGUUCCUGUAUUUUACUGGCUGCUUCACUGUUGUCAAAGCACAGAAGACGAUGCCCAUCUCCGCUUGGCUUCUCCUGGGUCCUAGUGGCCUUUACUACUGGUAUCUUGUGACAGAAGGACAAAUUUUCAUCCCGUUCAUUUUAACUUUUUUUGCCAUGACGGCUACGGUCGUGCACCAGAAGCGCAAAGGUUUUCUGCCCGAUGGUAACGGACUCUUCCUGCUCUACAGUUUUUCACUGUCGCUCGUGUUAGUGACCAUCUGGGUCGCCUGUCUGUGGAACGACGAGGUGUUACGGAGGAAAUAUCCAGGAGUGAUGUAUAUACCAGAGCCGUGGGCCGUUUACACACUGCAUCUCAGAGACAAACACAUGACGCUCACAGACUGAACCUGCACUCCAAACCACUCAGAUCAUUUAAUAUGACUUGACUUGCAACUGUAAACUCUUUAUUUAUAAGUAACCAUCACGUUGCACCUUCAGAAAUGGACUUUAUGCAUAGCAUGCAUCCUAUGAAUUUCUGCAAAAAUGUGUGCACAGAGUGUGUUUUGACUGUGCAAAGAUUUCCAGCGGCCCAAGAAAUGCAAUAUAUUCCACUCCACUCCACUCCACUCCACUCUACUCUACUCUACUCUACUCCAUUCUACUCUACUCUACUCU